Molecule: messenger RNA, 1359 nt
Organism: Fusarium mangiferae
Lineage: Eukaryota; Fungi; Ascomycota; Sordariomycetes; Hypocreales; Nectriaceae
Exons: 3
Coding region: 1-1359 (452 amino acids)
Molecular function (GO): oxidoreductase activity; FMN binding
Source: RefSeq, a predicted model, not a curated record
AUGCCUGUCCGCUACACCUCCAAAGACGUCAGUCCUGAGCCCUUGGCCCAAGAACUUCAUCUCCAUCCCUCUGGCCGAGUCGCAAAGAACAGAUUUCUCAAGUCGCCCAUGGCGGAGUCGCUUGCGAGCUGGGAUCCCGAGAUCGUCUCCAAGAGAGGAAUCCCGACCGACGAGCUGAUUGAGCUGUACCGACGAUGGGGCGAGGGCAAGAACAAUUUUGGCAUCGUCGUCACUGGCAAUGUAGACAUUGAUCUCACCUCCGUCGGCGGCGCUGCGUCUCCCGGAAUUCCUGUCAAUGCUCCCUUUGAGGGUGAGCGCUUCGAAAAGUUCAAGCAAUUGGCCGCAGCAGCCAAGAGAGACGGCUCUCUGUUCCUCGCUCAGGUGAACCAUCCCGGGCGACAGGUUCCCUACAAGUUCAACCCAGUCGCCAUCUCAGCCUCUGACGUUCAACUCGAUCCGAAGAUGGGAAUGACCUUUGGCAAGCCGCACGCCGCGACAAAGGAGGAAAUCGCCCAGAUCAUCGAGGGUUUCGCCCACGCCGCCGAGUAUCUCGAGAAGGCCGGGUUCGACGGCAUUGAACUGCACGCAGCUCACGGAUAUCUCCUCUCUCAAUUCCUUUCUCGGACCACCAACAAGCGCACCGACGAAUACGGCACUCAGACGGUUGAAAACAGACUCCGUCUCAUUUCCGAAAUCGCAAACGCCGUCAAGGCGCGCGUCUCGUCGACCUUUAUCGUGAGCGCAAAGCUCAACAGCGUAGAGUUCCAGGACGGUGGCGUGACAGCCGAUGAGGCGAGGGAGCUUUGCGAAAGACUUGAAGCGCUGGGAUUCGACUUUGUUGAACUCAGCGGCGGGACCUAUGAGCGCAUGGCAUUGUCGUGGGAGAAAGAGUCGACCAAGCAGCGCGAGGGUUUCUUUCUCGAGUGGGCCGAGACCAUCACCAAAGCGCUUGAUCCAGCGCAUAAAAUGAAGAUCUUCAUCGCUGGUGGUUUGAGAACCGUGGGCGCCAUGGUAGACGCGCUUGACGUUGUCGAUGGCGUUAGUAUUGGACGGCCUGCGGCGGCAGAACCGCGUUUGGCUGGUGAUAUUAUCGAGGGACGCAUCAAGGGCGCGAUCCGACCGACUGAGAUGGUUGAGAAUGAUCUUGGGAUGGGGAUGGGUGUCGCUGGGGCUCAGUUCGCGCAGAUUGCGAAGGGCUUUGAACCGCUUGACGCGAGCAACACUGAAGUUGUGCAGACAUUCGGCCAGGAUAUGGGCGCGUGGUAUGAGAAGCUCGUACAGGAUGCGGACAAGAAUGAGUUUGUUCGUGCCAUUCAGUAUUCGGGACCUCAAGUUCCAUAUGGCACUGUUAAGGCCUGA